AUUCACAAUCACAACCAACCUACAGUAUAUCUAUAGCAAACGCGCAUUCUUCAUUCAAGUCAAUCAAAACAAUUAUAUAAUGUAAGAAAAUGCUCAAGAGGCAAUUCUGUAUGCUGAAAGCCCAGGGAAGGCUCCCACUGGACCUCCCUCUGAGACCAAUGAAGGCCUGGCUCCUGGCAGGGAAAAGAGUCUUCCUGGAGCGUGAGGCAGAGACAUGGAAGAGAUGGAGGAAGGUCUCUGUAGCUGAAUUGACUUGGGAUGCAAAGAGGGGCCUGGAAUUACAGGAAACAGAGACAGAGAUAGUUAUCCUGCUCAGUGGCCAGAGAGUUCCGGUUGAAUUAAGGAUACCAAAUGUCAUCGUGGACACUGCGCCCGACGGAGACAUCCAGCUUCUGAAAGAGGAGUGUUGGAAGUUGAACUUCUUGCACCUAAAGGAUGAGACAUGCCUGGCCACUGAGCUCUCUGAGCUUUAUGGACAUUCUGAGACCUCUUCAAAGGAAACUCUAAUUGAAGAGAAAAGACCAAAGACCAAGUGCCCGGCCAGUGUCGCUGGGGCUGCUGACAUUGACAACACCAACGAGGAGGCUUCAGUGGAGUCUCCGAAUAACAAUGUGGUGGAUGUCCAGGCUGAGCCGCUGGCCCUGGUCGGUGUGGAGAAAGAGGCUGCUGGAGAUGGAAAGGUCCUCAGCAAGGUGGUGAAGCCCAAAGUGUGGCUGAAGGAGGGUUGCAAAGAUCAGCUAACCCGAAAAUUCUAUGAUAUGAUUGCGGAACUACCAAAGUCCUAUUUCGAAUCCACUGAGAGCCUUCAUGAGAUGUGUGGCAGAGGUCCUGAGGUGUGCAGCAGAGUGCCUGAGGUGUGCAGCAGAGGUCCUGAGGUGUGCAGAAGAGGUCCUGAGGUGUGCAGAAGAGUGCCUGAGGUGAGGUGCAGAGGUCCUGAGGUGAGGUGCAGAGGUCCUGAGGUGAGCAGCAGAGGACCUGAGGUGAGGUUCAGAGGUUCUGAGGUGAGCAGCAGAGGUCCUGAGGAGUGCAGCAGAAGUUCACAGGUGUGCAGCAGAGGUCCUGAGGUGUGCAGUGGAGUGCCUGAGGUGUCAAAUGCAGUGGGAGAGGUGUCAAGUGACACAAAGAAGACAGAGGCUACUGGAGCCCUUCUGAACACUGGAAAUGGCCUGAGAAAGGUGGUGCAGCUAUCCACUGAGAGCCGUCCUGAGGUGUGCAGUGGAGUGGCUGAGCUGUGCAGCGGUCCUGAGGUGUGUAGCGGAGGUCCUGAGGUGUGCAGUGGAGUGCCUGGGGUGAGCAGCGGAGGGCCUGGGGUGUGCAGUGGAGUGCCUGAGGUGUCAAACGCAGUGGAAGAGGUGUCCAGUGACACAAAGACGACAGAGGCUGCUGAAGACCUUCUGGACACUGGAAAUGUCCUCAGCAAGGUGGUGAACCCAAAAGGGUGGCUGAAGGACGACUGGGAAGAUCAGCUGACCCAAGACUUCAAUUAUAUGAUUGCAAAACUCCCAAAGUCCUAUUUCGGAUCCACCGAGAGCCUUCCUGAGGUGUGCAGCAGAGGUCCUGAGGCCUCAAACACAGUGGAAGAGGUGUGCAGUGACACAAAGAAGACAGAGGCUACUGGAAACCCUCUGAAAACGGGAAAUGGCCUAAGCAAGGUGGUGCAGCUAUCCACUGAGAGCCGUCCUGAGGUGUGCAGCAGUCAUGAGGUGUGCAUUAGAGUGUCUGAGGUGUUCAAUGGAGGUCCCGAGGUAUACAGUGGAGUGCCUGACGUGUGCAGUGGAGGUCCUGAGGUGAGCAGGGGAAGUCCAGAGGUGUUCAGUGAGGUGCCUGAGGCGCCAAACGCAGUGGAAGAGGUGUCCAGUGACACAAAGAAGACAGCGGCUGCUGAAAACCUUCUGGACACUGAAAAUGUCCUCAGCAAGGUGGUGAACCCCAAAGGGUGGCUGAAGGAGGGCUGGGAAGAUCAGCUGACCCGAGACUUCAAUAAUAUGAUUGCAAAACUCCCAAGGUCCUAUUUCGGAUCCACCGAGAGCAUUCCUGAAGUGUGCAGCAGAGGUCCUGAGGCCUCAAACACAGUGGAAGAGGUGUGCAGUGACACAAAUAAGAACGAGGCUACUGGAAACCUUCUGAAAACAGGAAAUGGCCUAAGCAAGGUGGUGCAGCUAUCCACUGAGAGCCGUCCUGAGGUGUGCAGCAGUCCUGAGGUGUGCAUUAGAGUGCCUGAGGUGUUCAGUGGACGUCCCGAGGCCUCAAACGCAGUGGAAGAGGUGUCCAGUGACACAAAGACGACAGUGGCUGCUGAAGAUCUUCUGGACACUGGAAAUCUCCUCAGCAAGGUGGUGAACUCCAAAGGGUGGCUGAAGGAGGGCUGGGAAGAUCAGCUGACCCGAGACUUCAAUAAUAUGAUUGCAAAACUCCCAAGGUCCUAUUUCGGAUCCACCGAGAGCCUUCCUGAGGUGUGCAGCAGAGGUCCUGAGGCCUCAAACACAGUGGAAGAGGUGUGCAGUGACACAAAGAAGACAGAGGCUACUGGAAACCUUCUGAAAACGGGAAAUGGCCUAAGCAAGGUGGUGCAGCUAUCCACUGAGAGCCAUCCUGAGGUGUGCAGCAGUUCUGAGGUGUGCAUUAGAGUGCCUGAGGUGUUCAAUGGAGGUCCCGAGGUAUGCAGUGGAGUGCCUGAUGUGUGCAGUGGAGGUCCUGAGGUGUGCAGGGGAAGUCCAGAGGUGUUCAGUGAGGUGCCUGAGGCGCCAAACGCAGUGGAAGAGGUGUCCAGUGACACAAAGAAGACAGCAGCUGCUGAAAACCUUCUGGACACUGAAAAUGUCCUCAGCAAGGUGGUGAACCCCAAAGGGUGGCUGAAGGAGGACUGGGAAGAUCAGCUGACCCGAGACUUCAAUAAUAUGAUUGCAAAACUCCCAAAGUCCUAUUUCGGAUCCACCGAGAGCCUUCCUGAGGUGUGCAGCAGAGGUCCUGAGGCCUCAAACGCAGUGGAAGAGGUGUGCAGUGACACAAAGAAGACAGAGGCUACUGGAAACCUUCUGAAAACAGGAAAUGGCCUAAGCAAGGUGGUGCAGCUAUCCACUGAGAGCCGUCCUGAGGUCUGCAGCAGUCCUGAGGUGUGCAUCAGAGUGCCUGAGGUGUUCAGUGGAGGUCCUGAGGUAUGCAGUGGAGUGCCUGGGGUGAGCAGCGGAGGGCCUGGGGUGUGCAGGGGAAGACCUGAGGUGUUCAGUGAGGUGCCUGAGGCGCCAAAUGCAGUGGAAGAGGUGUCCAGUGACACAAAGACGACAGACGCUGCUGAAAACCUUAUGGACACUGAAAAUGUCCUCAGCAAGGUGGUGAACCCCAAAGGGUGGCUGAAGGAGGACUUGGAAGAUCAGCUGACCCGAGACUUCAAUAAUAUGAUUGCAAAACCCCCAAAGUCCUAUUUCGGAUCCACCGAGAGGCUUCCUGAGGUGAGCAUAGGAGUGCCUGAGGUGUUGAACGCAGUGGAAGAGGUGUGCAGUGACACAAAGAAGACGGAGACAAUUGGAGACCUUCUGAACACUGGAAAUGGCCUCAGCAAGGUGAUGCAGCUAUCUACUGAGAGCUCUUCUGAGGUGAGCAGCGGAGUGACCGAGGCGUUGAACUCAGUGGCAAAGGUGUCCGGCGAAAUAAAGAAGCGGAAGAAAAAUGGCGUUCUGCGAUUCUUCCGACGUGUGUGGAAGUUCUUCACAUGCACCAACAGCCUCCCCAAAGAGGAGUGACUCAAGCACAAACACACACACACACACACACACACAACUCUGGGCCAUACUGGGCAUCUGAAUUUCUCCACCGUCUCCCCCUUUCCU
Molecule: messenger RNA, 3827 nt
Organism: Coregonus clupeaformis (lake whitefish)
Lineage: Eukaryota; Metazoa; Chordata; Actinopteri; Salmoniformes; Salmonidae
Exons: 11
Coding region: 90-3740 (1216 amino acids)
Source: RefSeq, a predicted model, not a curated record